Rubroshorea leprosula is the source of this 1475-nucleotide messenger RNA. Lineage: Eukaryota; Viridiplantae; Streptophyta; Magnoliopsida; Malvales; Dipterocarpaceae. The record is from the annotation of a GenBank genome assembly.
AACCCGCUAGGAUCACAAACUCACAGGUCACACACACACACACAGAGCCAAACCCUCGAAAAAAACUCCGUUCCGUCUCCUCUGUUUCUUCUUUUGCUGCGGUGAAAUUGAUUAUCUUUCUGCGGAGAAAUGGCGAUGGCAGGACGUAUCAGAUCGACUCUUCCUCUCCUGAACAAGAUUUUGAGAUCUGAUUCAAUCUCCACUCAUGGAUCCAUCAUUCGACCAACCCUCCUUUCCCCACAGAUCUCCAAGAAUUAUGCUACUGCUCCCACAAAAAAAGAAGACAAAGUUAAGGUGCCUCUGGUUUUGUUUGGGGGAUCUGGAAACUAUGCCUCCGCAUUGUACCUUGCAGCAGUAAAGUCAAAUUCUCUGGACAAGGUUGAGUCUGAAAUACUUGACCUUGUUGAGUCUUUAAAGAAAAGUCCAACAUUUUCUCAGUUUGCAAAGGAUUUGUCAGUACCUGCUGAUACUAGGGUCAAGGCUGUUAAGGAGAUUUCUACCCAAGCUAAAUUUUCAGACGUUACCAAGAAUUUCCUGGUUUUGUUGGCUGAGAAUGGGAGGCUAAGGUUCAUAGACACCAUUGCGAAGAGAUUUGCUGAGUUGACCAUGGCCCAUAAGGGAGAAGUGAAAGCCAUUGUUACAACCGUCAUUCCCCUUCCCCCUCAGGAGGAGAAAGAAUUGAAGGAGACCUUGCAAGAAAUUCUUGGACAAGGGAAGAAGGUUCAGUUGGAGCAGAAGAUUGAUCCAAGUAUUCUUGGUGGGAUCACAGUAGAGUUUGAUAAGAAGGUGUUUGACCUGUCCAUUAAGACGAGGGCACAGCAGAUGGAACGGUUCUUGCGUGAGCCAGUCCAACUGGGAAACCUCUGAACAUCAACUCACCUUUCCUUGUGUUCUCAUGUGGCAAGUGGGAUGCUCCAACUGGAAGGUUCAGUAUUUAAGUUUUUGUUUUGUUCUUUGGCUGUAACUUGCCUUUUCAUUUGAUGGAAAGCAUCUUUUGCAAAUAAAAGAAAACAUGCUCCUGCCUUCUUGUUUGGGUACUUGUGGCUACGGCCUUCAAGUUUCAAGCUCAUAAUUGUUCAAGUACUGAUAUACUUCUUGGCUUGCAAGCAAGCAAGCAUGAGUAGAGAUUUUUGUUGUGUUUUCAUGGACAGCUAGGUGUUUGUUGAGAGAUAACGCAUUUUGAAACAUUGGAGUAGCUUGAGAGUUUCCCAUCCUGUAUCCACUUUUUCCAGCCCAGAAAAUGGCGGCAGUCCUUAUCAUUUCAGUAACCAGAAUAUUCAUGUGCCGCCAUAUAUUUUUAUUUAUUUAUUUGUUUAUAGAACUGAGUAAGACUCCCAUGUAAUGUUGAUUUGUAUUUUUCUAUGAUACAUGAUUAAUGUUGUCCGUGGCUUCUUCUUAAUUUGCCAUGUAUAUAGUGAUCAAAAGCUAGCACUAGCCAUUAGGUAAGGAAAGGGAAAUAUAUGAAAGUGAAAGAU